UCCCCGUUCGCCUAGCCAGGCUGACGCGCGUCCACUCUCCGGAGCACAAGACGUCCCGAAGACCGGGCUCGACGGCAGACAACGCAGCUCAGGACCCCGGAUCGUGGGAAUCAUUCUGCAUCUUCCCCUCUCUUCGUCCCUUUUCGAAUGUUUUUGCGAUCUUUCGACGGAGAAAAGAGGGACUCCAGGUGGCUUUUUCCUCCCUUCGCAAACUUUCCAAACUGCCAUUAGUCUAUCUUCUGAAGCCUGGUCGCUUUCUUUCCGCUGGCAAACCUCGUUUCUGUAUCCACCAUCCACCCCCAGGUUUAAUUCCCCGGGCUGCUCUCUUCUAAAGCCUCUCCGCUGUUGACACCCCCAUUUUCCUUUGCUCUUCCUCCAGGGCAGAGCAUGGUUUCCUUUGAGAAAUUCCUCAAUUCCAUCCUGCACCCACUCAGGUAAACUGUUCCUCCCCACUACCUGCCUCACAGAACCCUCCCCUUUCGUAGAAUCCUUCUCCGCUUUCUCUGGUCUCCUCCAAGGCUCAGCAUUGACACGAUGAAAGAAGUUGGCCAUCAAGUCAACUCCACUGGCAACUCUACUUUUGACAUUGAUGUUCGGUGCCCAGUUAAUAUAGAUUUCACCCAAUGGUUCCUGCCUGCUUUCUACCUCAUUCUCUCUGCCUUGGGUCUUUUGGGGAAUACACUGGGCUUGUGGACUUUAUGCAGAAGUUCAUGGAAGAACAGUUGGAACUCCUUCAACGUGCUAUUGUGUAACUUGGCAAUUGCAGACUUGUUUUAUGUGAUUACACUGCCCUUCUUCGUGUCGUACUAUCAGCUGGGACAUGUGUGGCUCUUUGGCCAAAGCUGGUGCAAGCUAACUCGGCUUUUCUUCCAUGUCAACCUUUAUGCCAGCAUUGGCUUUCUGACCUGCAUCAGUGUCCAUCGUUACCUGCACAUUGUGCAUCCAAUGAAGAUGAUAGGACGAUGUCAGACCCUUGGCUCUGCUGUCUUUCUGAGUGUUUUGGUCUGGCUCUGGGUCAUGAUUCAACUUUCUCCUGAUUUAACGUUUAACAAAAUGGGUCUCAAGCCUGAGAAGUGCCAUGACACAACAGAACACAAAAACGUGGAGUCCUAUCUGUUAUACUUUCAAAUUUUAACAGUGACUGGCUUUGCUAUUCCUUUCUUCAUUGUCACUGGGUGCUAUUGUCAUGUGGUCCUUGUCCUCAGGAGGAACAAAAACAUGGACCCCAGCCUCAAGCAGAAGAGCAUCAAACUGGUGAUUAUGGUAAUGACACUUUUCUACGUGUGUUUCCUCCCGUAUCAUAUCUUUAGGAACCUUAACUUGUUGUCUCGAAGAUGGCAACGUCAGGGAUUUUGCAACCAGACUUUAAAGAAUAUUUAUAUCUUCUACCAAGUGACUCGAGUCUUGGCUAGCCUGAAUAGUGUCUUGAACCCUUUGUUAUACCUGCUGGCCCGUGAGGAUUUAGGGGUGCAGUUGAGGAAGUUUGGUAGAAGCAUGAGACUGAGUCUGAAGAUUUCUUUUGAGGGCAAAGUCCAACCCCAUUUGGAAUUAAGGCAAUCAAAUAUUGUGCUUGAUAAAGAAUGUGAAGAGAUACUAUCUAGUGAACUCUGAAUGAUUGUUUGAAUUUGAAGGAACAUAUAAUACAUGCCUACCGUCUGCAAGACUCCUCCCUCUUUUCCAGCAUUCCUAUCAUUUGAUGGAUGCAGGUAUUAAUAGUUUGAAAACUGGGUUUGGACCACAAUCUAGAAGCACCAUGCAAACGUGCAGAAGAUGUGGAGUGAGAAUGAAUUCAAUGCAAUGGAACAGGCUAUGAAAGAUAAACAAGUAAAUUUAUGGGCCUGUGGUUUUAUUAUUUGCCUGAAUUAAUCUUUAACUCGGAUGAAUAGCCCUGCCCUUAUUACUUUAUUAUAUUUGUAUUUUCCAUGGGAGGUCCUCUGAAGAGGUUGGAAUAUUUAAAAGUUGCUGGAUGGAAAACACCAAAUACAUUAUGUAUAAUAGUACUCCUUUUUCUCUCUGUACGUGUAUGGUGGCAGUGGGAGACCAUACAAGACUCAAACCAGAAGAUUUAUUCAGUUGCCAUUAAUGUAUAUCUAUAUAGCUAUAGCUAUUGCUCUCUAGCUGGCUAGUUAGCAUUUCCAAUGAAAUGUGAAAUGUCUAUUUUUCCUUACUGGGAGCAGGUAGGCAGUGAAAUCUGGAUUGGUUCAAGUUCUGCAAAAUUUAAAAAAAAAACUGUUUUAGGCUGGGAGUGAUGAACUUUGGUAUCUGAUGGCUUGUAUAAAAUUGUAUAAAACGACU
Molecule: messenger RNA, 2295 nt
Organism: Pantherophis guttatus
Lineage: Eukaryota; Metazoa; Chordata; Lepidosauria; Squamata; Colubridae
Product: P2Y purinoceptor 1-like
Biological process (GO): G protein-coupled receptor signaling pathway
Cellular component (GO): membrane
Molecular function (GO): neuropeptide receptor activity
Source: RefSeq, a predicted model, not a curated record